This is a messenger RNA of Colossoma macropomum (tambaqui), 1015 nucleotides long. Its product is annotated as nuclear factor 7, brain-like. The record is from RefSeq and is a predicted model, not a curated record. Bases 197 to 1015 code for a protein of 272 amino acids. The transcript is spliced from 5 exons. Lineage: Eukaryota; Metazoa; Chordata; Actinopteri; Characiformes; Serrasalmidae. Gene Ontology annotation, molecular function: protein binding.
GAAUAAAUUUGGUGCUGAAUUGAAGUUCCUGAAGUUCAAACAGAAGACUUUUCAAGAAAGUAAACUGAACUGGGAUCAGACUGCUGAACAUAUAAAGAAUCAGGCCCAGGACACAGAGAGGCAGAUUAAGGAGGAGUUUGAGAAGCUCCACCAGUUUCUACGAGAUGAAGAGGCAGCCAGGAUAGCAGCUCUGAGGAUGGAAGAACGGCAGAAGAGUCAGAUGAUGAAGGAUAAGAUUGAGAAGAUGAGCAGAGAGAUAGAAGCACUUUCAGACACAAUCAGAGCCAUAGAAGAGGGGAUGGAAGUUAAAGACAUUUCAUUCGUACAAAACUACACGGCCACAAAGGAAAGAGCCCAGCACAAACUGCAGGAUCCAGAGAAGCUUUCAGUAGAGCUGCUCAAUGUGGCAAAAUACCUGGCCAACCUGAGGUUCACAGUCUGGGAGAAGAUGCAGGAGAUUGUUCAGUUUACUCCUGUAACUCUGGACCCCAACACUGCUCAUCCUAUACUUGGCCUGUCUGAUGAACUGACCACUGUGAGAGUUGGGGAUGAGAGACAGCAGAUUCCUGAUAAUCCACAGAGAUUUGAUUAUCAGCGUUUUGUCCUGGGAUCAGUGGGCUUUAACUCAGGGACGCACUGCUGGGAUGUUGAAGUUGGAGACAGUAAAUUCUGGGGUCUGGGUGUGAUCAUAGAGUCUGCUAGUAGGAAAGGAAACGUGGACUCCAGGGGUGGAAUGUGGGGGAUGUUGUUGUAUAACGGUGUAUAUGCAGCAAGUGCUUUAACAGGAAAACCCACUUCCCUCCCAAUACAACACAAACUCCGGAGGAUCACAGUGCAGCUGGACUGGAACAAAGGAAAACUGUCAUUCACUGAUUCUCUCAGUAACAAACACUUACACACUAUAAAACACAGAUUCACUGAGAAAGUCUUUCCAUUUUUCUAUGUUGAUGAAACGGACGCUCUGCUCAAGAUUUUACCUGUUCGGUUCUCUGUAGUACUAGAACAGCACGAGUAA